Rhodamnia argentea is the source of this 1106-nucleotide messenger RNA. Its product is annotated as WAT1-related protein At1g43650. Lineage: Eukaryota; Viridiplantae; Streptophyta; Magnoliopsida; Myrtales; Myrtaceae. The record is from RefSeq and is a predicted model, not a curated record. The transcript is spliced from 7 exons. The coding region runs from base 42 to 1106 and encodes 354 amino acids. Gene Ontology annotation, cellular component: plasma membrane. Gene Ontology annotation, molecular function: transmembrane transporter activity.
UGUAUAGAUAGUACCUUGGCUUCUUCAGAACUUGAGAAAAAAUGGUGAGCCAUAAGCCUUAUAUUGCAAUGGUGUCUGUGCAGUGUGUCUAUGCAGGCAUGGCCUUGUUCUCCAAGGCGGCCAUUGCCAAAGGCAUGAACCCUUUUGUCUUCGUCGUGUUCCGGCAAGCUCUCGCCUCCGUCGCCCUCUCUCCCUUCGCCUUCUUCCUCGAGAGGAAGGAGUCGGCGACUCUCACGUACGGCUUAAUCUUCAAGAUCUUCCUGGUCGCUUUCUUCGGGCUCACGCUGAGUUUAAACCUCUACUGCGUGGCAAUCGACUACACGUCCGCAACUUUCGCGGCCGCCACCACCAACACCAUUCCGGCCAUUACUUUUAUCAUGGCUGUUUUCUUAAGGAUGGAGGGCAUUAGUGUAGGACAGUGGCAUGGGAGGGCAAAAGUGGUGGGGUCGGUGAUGGGGGUUUCAGGGGCUUUGGUGUAUGCGUUCGUCAAGGGGCCACCCGUGAACUUGCUCAACUGGUCUUCUCCGGCGCUGCCGCCGACCGGCUCCACGGGCAUUGCUGACCACCAUUCGAGCUCCCGAGAGUGGAUCAAGGGCUCUCUCAUCAUGUUCUCCGCCAACGCCCUCUGGUCCUUGUGGCUGAUUUUGCAGGGUCGACUCGUCAAGCAAUAUCCAGCCAAACUCCGGUUGACCACUCUUCAGUGCUUCUUCAGCUGCAUCCAGUCGGCCUUUUGGGCCAUUGCCAAGGAGAGAGAUCCAUCGGCAUGGAAGCUCGGAUGGGACAUGCAGCUUCUCUCCGUCGUCUACUGCGGAGUGAUCGUGACCGCGAUCUCGUACUGGCUUCAAGUUUGGGCCAUAGAGAAGAAAGGCCCGGUCUUCACGGCCAUGUUCACUCCGAUCGCGCUCGUCAUCGCCGCCCUCUUCUCCGCCUUCUUGUGGAAAGAAACUCUCUUCCGUGGAAGUGUGGUUGGGGCAAUGUUGAUGGUGGGUGGGCUCUACUUCGUGUUGUGGGGAAAGAUCAAAGAAGAAGGGAUCAGCAAGGAAGUGAAAGAUGACCCGCGACCAGAAACAAAAGAGGAGGCCACGUUGGACUGCAUACCUGUCUGA